AUGGAUGGAGAAGAAACUAUGGUGGAAAAAAUUGUAGGAUAUUUGUAUUAUUCUUAUCAUAUAAUUCUAAUCAUUAUCUAUAUCCUAAGCAUCUUCAUAAUCUUCCCAUUCUUCAUCCAUUUCACAAGAAUUAAUAGAAAAAAAGAUCGAGAAGCUUCAGUUUAUCGAAUCACAAAUCAUCUCUACAAAAUCACAGUUAAUUCGCAGAUUAUGAUAUUAAUUGAACUGAUCGCAAUUAUUCAUUUUAUUUUCAUUUAUUUUUUUGUUGACGAUAAAGAAAGCAAGGAAUAUAAAUGGAUUCCAAUGUUACUCACAAUAAUUGUUUACAGUUUUAAUCAAAUAAUUGUGCCAAUUCAAAAUCUUCUAAUAUUUCUUUUAGCUUUCCAGAGAUUCCUCAUUUAUUUUUUCCCAAAAUCUGAAAAAUAUUUGGUUCUAACUGAACAACAAUUCACAUAUUUUAUAUGGCGGGUAUACGGUUUCGUCAUUUCGGGAUACGUGAUCUACAAUAUCGCAUUUCUCACAUGCACCUUUUCAACACGAACAUUGUGCAAUUAUGAAGCGGCAAUCAUAAGUCCAAUAAUUUAUAUAACUUUGGAUUUUCUAGUCAUGUUCUCCUCAAUUUUUUAUAUUUGUAUUCUGAUAAGUGUCCAAAAAAUCACAAGUCAAUCAAAAUUCAUCAGAACUCGCCCAGAAAAAGUGAUAAUUUAUCAGACAUUAGUUCUACUUUUUGUAAAACUGUUGUGUUUACCAUUUUUUUUAUAUUUUUCAUAUUCACUUUAUGCUACUCAAAUGUUCUUCGGAGAACCAAGUUUGAUAAAAAUGGUAACACAAAAUAAAUUCACUAUUUUAUAUAUUUUUUCAAAUUUCAGCUCUACUACCCCCUAUUCUUCAUAGAUGUUUUAACAACACCCAUCGUUUUUCAAAUAACAUAUUUAUUCUGCAACAAAACAAAUCUGGAAAAUUUGCUGAAAAUGAAUUUCAGAAAAGCGAAAACCUGGAAAACAAUUUUAAGUAGACAUCGUGUUGAGGAUUUUCAUGUGCCACAUGUUAUUAUGAGCACCACAUCUGGAAUUUAA
Messenger RNA from Caenorhabditis angaria, 1076 nucleotides. Lineage: Eukaryota; Metazoa; Nematoda; Chromadorea; Rhabditida; Rhabditidae. The record is from the annotation of a GenBank genome assembly.